Coturnix japonica (Japanese quail) is the source of this 5114-nucleotide messenger RNA. It is a transcript of the gene ANO2, whose product is annotated as anoctamin 2. Gene Ontology annotation, molecular function: intracellularly calcium-gated chloride channel activity; protein dimerization activity. The record is from RefSeq and is a predicted model, not a curated record. Lineage: Eukaryota; Metazoa; Chordata; Aves; Galliformes; Phasianidae. Gene Ontology annotation, cellular component: plasma membrane. Gene Ontology annotation, biological process: chloride transmembrane transport.
AUGGAAAUUCAUGUACCUGCCUCCUCACACUCAAGUCUGAACAGGCAGAAGGCAGCAACAUCAUCAAGGGAGUAUUUCUUGGGAUGUAACAGCAAAUACCUAACAGUUCCUCAAAACGUGCCUUCCUUGCACAGCAGCAGGAUCAGUGGACCUUUAGAAGCACCUAGCUGUGUGGAUACCAACUGCAGUUCUAUUAUAAACAAUUACCUGGAUGGGACCGAAAGAGAGGCCAUGGACUCCAUGAGUGGCACGCACUUCAGAGAUAGCAACAGAAAGGUUGACUACGUUUUAGUCUACCACUACCGGAAACGCUUCACCCAGCACCAGCCUGGGGCUGGAUCUCUGGGACCAAUGCACAGGGCAGCCUCCAUGACCAUUGCUUCAAAUGGAGAGACCAAGAAGAGCUGUCUCAAGCUGCAGCGAGACAAUGGCCAGAAUGCCCCUCAGGAGGCUCAAGUGAUUGAGCUGGACCCACUUGACACCCUGGAGGAGGAAAAACGGCAGCAGAGGGAAGAGUAUGAAUGCAAUCUAAUGGCAGCAGGACUGGAGAUCGAGAAGGAUGUUGAGAAUAAGAGCCAAGGACUAAACUUUGUCCGUAUUCAUGCAACUUGGCAAGUACUUAGCCGAGAAGCGGAACUCCUUAAAAUAAAAAUGCCCACUAAAAAGAUGUAUAAAAUCAAAGAAGAAGGGGGAAUACUCAAAAAGUUAAGUGAAAUAUGGUGCAAAUUGUCUGAACCUCUGCAACCCCAGGUGCCACAAGAAGAUACCAAGAUGAAAAGCCUGUCUUACCCAUUUUCCAGAGAGAAAAUAUAUUUGUACAACAUCAGAGAUAAAGACACGUUUUUUGACAAUGCUACCCGCAGUCGAAUAGUACAUGAAAUUUUGAAGCGUACUUCUACAAAGACCAGAAACAGCAUGGGUAUUAGCACAUUAAUAGCAAACAACGUUUAUGAUGCAGCAUACCCACUCCAUGAUGGUGAAUAUGAAUACCAAAAUGAUGGCAUGAAUGAAAGAAAGUUGCUGUAUAGAGAAUGGGCAAGAUAUGGAGUAUUCUACAAGUUUCAGCCUAUUGACCUCAUAAGGAAGUAUUUUGGAGAAAAAAUAGGACUUUAUUUUGCAUGGCUGGGCUUAUAUACAGAAUUCCUCAUUCCAUCUUCAGUUGUUGGGAUUAUUGUAUUUCUUUACGGAUGUAUAACCAUUGAGAGCGACAUUCCUAGUAAGGAAAUGUGUGACCAGCAUAAUACCUUCACCAUGUGCCCUCUCUGUGACAAGUUCUGUGAUUACUGGAACCUCAGCUCUGCAUGUUCUACAGCUCGAGCUAGCCACUUAUUUGACAACCCUGCCACAGUCUUCUUCUCCAUCUUUAUGGCUCUCUGGGCCACUAUGUUCCUGGAGCAGUGGAAGCGUUUACAAAUGAGACUGAGUUACUUCUGGGAUCUGACUGGACUAGACGAAGAAGAAGAACAUCCCAGACCAGAGUAUGAAACCAAGCUGCUGCAGAAAAAACUGAAAAAUAAAAACAUGAAAACAGAAAACACAAAUGAAAAUGAAGAAGACAAGUUAACUUGGAAUGACCGUAUGCCUGGAUAUGCAGCAAAUUUUGGAUUGAUUUUAUUUAUGAUUACACUGACAUUUUCUGCAGUAUUUGGUGUGAUCGUAUACCGCAUUACUACAUCAGCAGCUUUGUCAUUCAGCACGAAUGAGACAACCAGGUCAAAUGUUCGAGUGACUGUGACUGCAACUGCUGUCAUCAUUAAUCUCGUUGUGAUACUUAUACUUGAUGAAAUUUAUGGAGCUGUUGCGAAAUGGCUGACAGAAAUUGAGGUACCAAAAACAGAGAAAACUUUUGAGGAGAGACUGAUUUUGAAGGCAUUCCUUUUGAAGUUUGUGAAUUCAUAUGCACCAAUUUUUUAUGUUGCCUUUUUUAAAGGAAGAUUUGUUGGCCGUCCUGGUCAUUAUGUAUAUGUGUUUGAAGGUUACCGAAUGGAAGAAUGUGCCCCAGGAGGCUGUUUGAUGGAACUCUGUAUUCAGCUGAGCAUCAUUAUGCUUGGAAAACAAUUGAUUCAAAACAAUCUGUUUGAAAUUGGAAUCCCGAAAUUAAAGAAGCUCAUCAGGAAGAUGAAGGAUGAAAGAACUGAACCAAAGAAAAUGGACACCAGCCAACCAAAGGACCCUCAGCAGUGGGAUCUUGACUACACCUUGGAACCUUUCACUGGGCUGACUCCAGAAUACAUGGAAAUGAUUAUCCAGUUUGGUUUUGUCACGCUCUUCGUUGCUUCCUUUCCUCUGGCACCACUCUUUGCUCUUCUGAACAAUAUAAUAGAAGUCCGGCUUGAUGCCAAGAAGUUUGUUACUGAACUAAGGAGGCCAGACACAGUAAGAGCAAAAGAUAUAGGGAUUUGGUAUAACAUUUUGAGUGGUAUUGGAAAGCUUUCGGUUAUCAUUAAUGCUUUUGUAAUUGCUGUCACAUCUGAUUUCAUUCCACGCCUUAUGUAUCAAUAUACAUACAGUCAAAAUGGAAGCAUGCAUGGCUUCAUCAAUCACACGCUCUCAUACUUCAAUGUCAGUCAUCUCAAGGCUGGAACACAACCAGAAAACUCUCCAUUUGCACAGAACAUUUUAUUCUGCAGGUUUAAAGAUUACAGAGAACCACCUUGGUCCCAAAAUCAGUAUGAGUUUUCUAAACAGUACUGGGCAGUCCUAUCUGCUCGCUUGGCUUUUGUUAUUCUAUUUCAGAACUUGGUGAUGUUCCUCAGUAUUUUGGUUGACUGGAUGAUUCCUGACAUCCCCAAGGACAUCAGUGAACAAAUAAAAAAGGAGAAAAGUGUGCUUGUUGACUUCUUCUUGAAGGAAGAACAUGAAAAACUGAAACUGGUUGAAAGCUUUAUCACACAUGACAAGCGCAAACACAAAAGUGGGGCCGAAGACCAAAGAAUCCGAGCUGCAAGCUUAUCUCAGUUUAAUCAGAGUCAGAAAGGCAGCAUUGCCUCAUUCAGCUCACAGCACACAGUAGUAUAACUCCAUAAGGAGAAUAACCACUGCAAUAACUUUUUACUGUGUGAUGUGAUUCUGAAAAAAGCAAGGGAGGGAGAGUCAGUUAAGGAAGAAAUUGAGCAAAAAAGGAUACUUCUUUUUCUUUCUUAGAAACUACAUAUAUAAGUGUCUCUAUUACAUUUUAUAUGUUAUCUGAGCUUCUACAUUUUCAGAGUUUACCAGUACAGGAUAUGGGCUAUGUUAGGUCUAUAUCUGGUCCCCAUGGUGAUGCAUGUUAACUGAGUAGGUCAGCAGGAAUGCUCCUCACUUACACAGUCCUUGAAUACAUUCCCUGUGGGGAAUGGGGGAUGGAAGGGGUACUUCUGCCCUGAUUCCUGUCUUUUGGCAGAUCUGAACAAUAAUGAAAUGUGCCUUCCUAACUUGUACUGCCACUUAGUGAUGUCAUGAUAGAGCAUUCAGGGCCACUGGUAAGUGCACCGAGCUUUGAGAACAGAAGGAACUGAAAAUAACUGAGGACUUCCUAUAUAUUUCCACAUAUACCAUGUUUUGCUUUGCAGGAGACUGAACGUGUGUGAUAAUAAGCAGAAGCCAUAGUGUAUGCAUCAGAAUUAAGUAAAGCUCCUAGAACUAGAAAGCUCAUUGUUAUUCAUCAUCCUGAACAAAAAAAAACCAAAACAGAACAAAACAACAACAACAACGACCACAACAACAACAACAAUAAAAACCCCACAAAACUGCAUGUUUGAUUCUUCUAUCACAUAAACUUAAUUCAGACAGUGUAUAUAUAUAUAUAUAUAUAUAUUUGUGGGCAGUACUAUAUUACUUCUCUUCUUAUAUGCAUUUUCCAAAACAAGUGUUUUAAAGCCUUCCUGAAACAAUGUAAUGAAUAUAAACUAUUGGCAGUGUGUAUAUUUGGUAUUUGUGAUUCCAAUAGAUAGGAAAGUUAUAGCAAACUGUUAUUUUUAAAUAUAAUUUUUGUCCUAUUAUGAAUACUUCUAAGUUGCCUGCAGACAGAUGAACAGUCAAGCAAAAACUUCAGAAUGUUUUAAUCUCCUUUUCUUUUUCCAGAUAGGUGGAAGUACAAGCAUUGUUUAGAAUGAGUUUUACAAGUUACAUCAUUCUUUUUCCAGUAACAAACUGGAUGCAACACAGUCAAAGUUAAGGCUCUUUGUAAAACUAUUUCUGCACACUUUCUUUCAACCCAGGAAAUACCCUCCUGCCUUUUUAAAAAUUCCUAGUCACUUUAAAAAAAUAAAUAAAUAAAUAAGAAGAAAAGAAAAAAAACAACCAUCCCAAAGUUGAAUGUAUUAGGCACAGAAUUUCCCUAACAAGGAACUGAAGUGCUUUCUGUGAUAAUGUGUUUCUAGAUUUCCUAGCAAAAGGAACUAGAGAAGCAGGCAGAUGUACCCUGAUGCUCUGAAAUUUCUCCUGAGAUUUAUAUAUCUCACGCAAACAAGGCUGGGAAAGAGGCACUGCAGCAAACACAGCUGAUGUCCAGAUUUGGACCUACUACAAUAUCACAAGCAGGACAUACAGCUCAGUUAUCUUUACCUGUGAUAUGCUUUCUAUGUUCCUAUUAACUUGAGAGUUUCUUUCACUGAAAAUUCCUGCACAUUUGCUGCUUGACCUCAGUCCCUGAGGACUACAUUCAUUGUUACACUUCUGUGGUAGCCUCUGGAUUCUUCUGAUACUAAUUUCCAUCAGCUCCUGUAAUUGUAGAUCACUGAUUGAUCCUUUAUUCAUUCCCAGUUUCUAACUUUUCUUCUUUGGACAAAGAAAGACUUAAUCUGAUCCCUUUUCUUUAGUAUACUUGUAAGUCCAGACACAAAGCAUCCCCUUACUCUACACAUAUUUCAGAAGCAGACAAUCACUACUUCAAGAGACAUGCAUGGAAAGCUCUCUCUAGGGAAGAAGAGAGCAGGGAUGCAAGUAGAAAUGCAAAGCAGUAACAAAACCUCCAAGUUUUGUGAUUCCCUGCAAUGAAAAUGAGUUAAAUCUCUGUAAAAGAAAGGAGAAAAGGUAGUAGAGAAGAAAUUUGUGCAGAUAUCUCUAAACAUUUUGUUCAGAUUUUGAUAGAUCCGUCCAAUAGUUCCAACUCUAAUGUAAGGAAAAAAAAAAAC